Messenger RNA from Oldenlandia corymbosa var. corymbosa, 4072 nucleotides. Lineage: Eukaryota; Viridiplantae; Streptophyta; Magnoliopsida; Gentianales; Rubiaceae. The record is from the annotation of a GenBank genome assembly.
AGCUGCUUCUUAGGUUGAAAUUUGUCGGUUAUUUCGCUUCCGCCUUAACAACUCUAGCAACUGCGACUCGGCUGAGGGCAUGAGUCAGAAGAAUCUUGCUCUCCAAACCACUUGGAAAUGCUAACGUUGACUUAUCUAACAGUCAUAUGAAAGUCAACUUGGUACUAGUCAAAUCCCCUGUUCACAUUAUAUGAAUAUACUGAAGAUUGGAAGAGUAUGAUUAAACUCCAGCUGUUGUUAUUGUGUGGUCUGUAUAAGAUGGACCAUCUGGAUGUAAUUACACUGUCAGACUACCCUACAAAAACAAGCAAUUUCCCUCCCUUCCAUUCUUCCAAUGAUAUUUUCUGAUUGUCAAGGAGACUUGUGUCUGAACUGUGACAAAAUCUGACCAGCAGUCAUCUUUGAUUAGUCAAAAAUUCAAAUAUUGUGUAACUUGCACAAUUCAAUCUUCUUGUUGCUAGUUAUUCAACAUACGGAAACACAAUGAGGUUCAUUUGAAAGGAAAAAAACACACACACACAGAGUACACACUUGAUCCUCCAUCAAUAAAUUUGAAAAUUGAUGAUACCCUGGAACUGUAUGAUUAACUUGAUUCCAUGCAGAACCUGAUGUACAAAUUCUACUUCUAUGUUGUCGCGGUUUGCUGGUUUGUUGUGCAGCCGCCAUUCGUGGCAAAUGCUGAAAUUGCAAAGAAGGUUGAUGUUGGGAUAAUUGUUGAUUCAGAUGUUCUAGUUGAAAAGAUUAGCAAAACUUGUAUGCUCAUGGCACUUGAAGAUUUUUAUGCCACUCACAACCAAACCAAAUUCAGGCUUGUCCCUCUUAUCAGAGACUCAAAAUCUGAUGCAAUAGAAGCAGCUUCUGCAGGUACUCAAAAUCUUUGUCUUGUUUCUCUUUUAUAUUGGCUUGGAAUGAUUCAAAAGUACUGUUUGUUAUGUUUUUCAGGUAUAGACCUUCUGAAAAAUGUGAAAGUACAAGUUAUAUUAGGUCCACAAAGGUCUACACAAGCACAUUUUGUUAUUGAUCUUGGUAACAAAGUUAAAGUCCCUAUUGUUUCUCCAGCCACAAGCCCAUCACUUUCACCUAAAGAAUCUCCAUUUUUCGUCCGAGCAGCGCAUUGUGCAUCCUUCCAGGCAGAAGCCAUAGCUGACAUUGUUAAGGCUUAUGGCUGGAGACAAGUUGUUAUUGUGUAUGAGGACAGCGUUUAUGGCAGUGGAAUAGUUCCCUUUUUGACCGAGUCAUUGUUGAACAGUAGCGGUGCGACAGUUCCAUAUCGAAGUGCCAUAACUGUUUCGGCUACUGAUGAUCAGAUUCUUGAAGAGCUGUCUAAGUUAAUGAGUAUGCAGACAAGGGUCUUCGUGGUGCAUCUGUUGCCGGUUCUGGCUUCUCGCCUGUUUAUCAAUGCCGAAAGAGUUGGAAUGAUGAACUCAGGAUAUGCUUGGAUCAUCACAGAGACUCUCACAACUCUAAUAGAUCAUUCUGUUGACCCGAUGGUUAUUGAUUCGAUGCAAGGUGUUCUUGGAUUGAAGGCUUAUUUCCCUGGAUCAGAUAAAGUCAACAACUUUACAAGGAGGUGGAGGAAAAGGUUCAAGCAGGACCACCCUGAAGUGGAUGUGUUUGAGCUUAAUGUUUAUGGUUUAUGGGCGUAUGAUAGUGCGACUGCAUUAGCAAUUGCAACAGAGAGAAUCGACAGUGUGGCUAUUCCGGGAUUCAAGGGGGGAAAUGUAAAUGGAAGAAGUAGCCAUUCUGACUUGGAUGAUAUAGGAAGUUCAGAAAUGGGAGCCGCGCUUAUUGGAUUUCUUCGUAACAUAAGAUUCGAUGGAUUAAGUGGGGAUUUUCACAUUUUGGAUGGACAACUACAGCCAUCUGCCUUUCAGAUUGUAAAUAUAAUUGGCAAAGGAGAGAGGACUAUUGGAUUCUGGACUAAAACAUAUGGCAUUUCAAAUAAGCUAAAACGUGAUAAUGAUGGCAGUAAUGAAAAGCUUGGCAUUGUGAUAUGGCCAGGGGAAUCUCUUACUGUCCCUAAAGGGUGGGAAAUUCCGAUAAAAGGGAAGAAAUUAAGGGUUGGAGUUCCUGUGAAGAAUGGAUUGGAAGAGUUCACUAAAGUAGAAAGGGAUCCUACAACUCAUUCUGUCAUCGCCACUGGUUUCUGCAUUGAAGUUUUCAAAGAAGUAAUGAACUCCCUCCCGUAUGCUGUCCCUUAUGAUUUUAUUCCUUUUGAAAACGCCGGUGGAGAUCCUGCAGGAGACUAUAAUGAUCUUGUAUAUCAGAUCUUUCUAAAGAAGUAUGAUGCAGUGGUGGGUGAUGUGACCAUUUUAGCUAACAGAUCAGAAUACGUGGAUUUCACGUUACCUUACACAGAAUCUGGUGUUAUGACUGUUGUUCGAAUCAAGGAUGAUGAGAAAAGCAAUGCGUGGAUUUUCUUGAAGCCUCUAACAAAAGACCUGUGGUUAACUGUUGGAGGUUUUUUUGUCUUUAUUGGCAUCGUUGUGUGGGUGAUCGAACACCGUAUCAACAAGGAGUUCCAAGGCCCUCCUCACAAGCAAGUUGGAAUCAUUUUCUGGUUCUCCUUCUCAACUCUUGUGUAUGCUCAUAGGGAGAAGGUGUUGAGCAAUUUAUCGAGAUUUGUGGUAAUCGUUUGGCUGUUUGUGGUGCUAGUACUGACAUCAAGUUACACAGCCAAUCUGACAUCAAUGUUAACAGUUCAACAACUUCAACCAGCUGUCACCGGUCUUUUUGACCUAAUAAGCAAUGGCGAUUACAUUGGCUACCAGACUGGCUCUUUUGUGACUGAACUCCUCAAGAGCAAGAACUUUGACGGAUCCAAGUUUAGAAACUACAGCACCUAUGAACAGUAUGACGAAGCACUUAGCAAAGGUGGCCAGAAAGGUGGGGUGGACGCCAUUGUGGAUGAACUUCCAUAUAUCAGGCCUUUUGUAGCUCAGCACUGUAGUAAAUACACCAUGGUUGGUCCAACCUUCAAAACUGCUGGCUUUGGAUUUGCAUUUCCAAAGGGAUCUCCAUUGGUCCCUGAUGUUUCGAGAGCUGUGUUGAAUGUGACUGAGGGAGAUAAGAUGUCAGGAAUAUUACAACGGUGGCGAAUGGAUGACGAGAAAACUUGUGCAGACCAAAACAAUGGAGUGACUGCAUCUUCAGAUAGCCUUUCAUUGGACAGUUUCAGAGGGCUUUUCCUAAUAGCUGGAUUGUCUUCAGGAUUAGCUCUUGCCAUCUAUUUCCUCAUAUUCUUGCAUGAAAACAAGGAGAUCCUCAGUUCUGAUGAUUAUUCGGUCAUUCAGAAAUUCUUUCAUCUGGCAAGAACUUUCAAUGAAGACAGAACAGAAUCAAAAGCAGAAUCAUCAUCAGCCCAGCAGGCUCUGAAGAAGAAUGAAGCAGAAACUACAGAAGCAGGAGGGGAGAGUCCACAAACAGGAGGCAGAAGUAGCUUUUAUUAUCAUAAUAAUAACAAUACUGAUGAUCAGGAUGAAGGGCAGUUUUCUACAGCAACAACACAACCUACAAGUCCAAUUCAUGACAAUGCCAUAACAAUAGAAGAUGAUACUGCAGAACAUAGAUAAUUAUAAUAAUUUUAUUAGUCCUGGUUGCGAAAAUGCAACUGGUAACAUUAGAGUUAUUCAUUGUAGGAUGGUUAGAGACUCAAGGCCGUAUCCUUUUCUUUUGAAGAUCAUCAGAAAUUGCAGAGCAAAGAUGAUGUAAGUACAUUUUCUUUAGGUGGUUGCAACUCUGAAAAAGGAUAGAUUACUACUGUAAAUUCAAAAGCUUCAUCGUCUUCUGUUUGUAGAGACAAAAUUUUACUGUCACAAACACUUUUGACACGAUAAUUUGAGAAUGUUGAAUCCAGGUCGCCUAUUUAAACUGGAUUCUCCACCACCAGAGAUUAUAUUUACUUAUUUAGAAACUGAUGUAAUUAUAAAAUGGCAUAUGCAUAACGCAUAGUAAUUGAUAAUUCCUUAAUAUAGUUAAUAAAAGUCCUCCUUUAGCACAAAGAUAAAAAGAAGGAAAGAAAAAAUUGACAUGUGGAGUUGGGAUUGCGAUUUGUUCCGAAAGCACAGGUUUA